AUGAAGUUAACAGACGGUGAUCGAGACAAAAUUUUGAAGAAUAUUGCUGAAUAUUACUACGAUAGUGCUAACAUUGAAGCGUAUGUUUAUUUACAUUUUUUCUUUGAAGUUUAGGUUAGUUUUAUGGAUGAACAUUUUUCUGAUCAUAACUUUCUUCAGAUCAUAGAUGGAGGUCUGGAAUUUUGUGUGAUUUUAGAUUAUUUAUUUAGGCAACUAAUGAAAUAAAAUUUUUGUAUUAGCGAGUUAAUUAAAACGCUAAAAAUGCGCUUUUUCUUUCAUGUUUGCGAGUUUUUAAGACUUUUGUAGGUUUUGGUUGAAGGUCUGUAAAUACAAAAAAGCAUUGAGUUUAAAAACGCAUUUGGUCUUGUCAAUUGUGUAUUAAAAUAAGUUACAAUCACAUAAAUUUUCGGGCUUCUGUUUACGUAUUGAACAACGUUAUGAUCAAAAAUAUCUUAGGUAUUCUUCAUUUUUUGUCGAAUUUUGAGUGUUUUGUUGAAAAAUGAGUACAAAUGCCAUUUUUCUGCCGAUGUUCUGCUGAAAAUGGUAUUGAAUAGUUAUAGUAGGAUAUUAAGCUUUAUUUUAUGUUCAUUUUAUACCUAAUUUCAGAUUUUUACUGCGCAUUUUUGAGCCGAUAAUAGAGCAACGAACAGGAGCAUCCGUGACACUCCUCGGCCCUCCUGGAUGUGGAAAACGAACGGUGAUCCGACAAUUUGUGGCUUCAAAAUCUACAAGCAAAAAGAAGGUGCAUCUGAUCGAACACAAUGCCAGUUUGGACGAUUUGAUUUCGACUAAAGAACGAUUGAGACAGCUGGACGAAAUUCUGGAUGGAGAUAAGUCGGCGACUGUUUGUUAUGUUAUCUACAAUUUCGAGCAUUUUAAAGGAACUUUUGGUAACAAUGUUUUGUAUACGUUGGCCCAGAAGGUGCGAUGUUCACCUUUGUUGUUGAUAUUGGUUGGGGAGAGUCAGGUAGGUAUAAUAGUUUGGUUUGAUUUUUUGGUUUUUAGGUAACAAUUUCAAGUUUUUUCAGUUUUGUACGUUUCUAAGUCCAUAACGUGAUAAAAUUAGAUUUAAAAAUAAAUUUUUGACGUUUUCAGAAAGGUUUGACGAUAUUCGAGAAACGUAUUGCAUCCAGGUUGUCAGGUAACACACUGAGGAUUAUUCCAGACAAAGCGCCGGAAAAAUGCUGGGAAUUUUUGCAAAAUGUGAUGGAAACUGCUACUAAAGGGGCUCCUAAAACUGUCCAGAAUGCUUUGAAGGUUAGUGUUUAUCUUUUUUGUUGUGUUUUUCGGUAUAAUAUGAAGUAUUGCACAGGCUUAUAAGGCUUAAGGUGAUUAGACUUAGGCUUAGUAAACCUAGGCUUAAUAGGCUUAAAUUUGAAAAUUUUAGAUAAAUUUCGAAAUGCCAGUGAACUUUUAUCAAAUUUGUCGAGGAAACCCGGUCUACGGUAACCUGAAGUUGAUAGCAAAGGAGCUGGUCGAUAUCUUCUUUGAUGAGAAGGGAGAGUUGUCUGUUGAGGAGAUACUAACACAAGUAAUCAAAGAACGAGUUGGUACUGACAUUUACGAUGAACUUUUGGACAGUAAGUUGGCAUUUUGGUGCUUGUAAAGAAAGUUUUUGCUGUGUUUUGUUUUGUAAAGAAACUUCUUGCCACUUGUUUUGUAAAGAAACUUCUUGCCAUUUUCAGUGAUAACCGACCGCCAGUUCGGCCUUUUGAUGUGUGCGGCCAUCAAAACAGAACGAGUUCACCUCUUCUUCCCCUGCCGAUACCUAUAUAGCGAAUACAAACGCUUCAUCAACCUGACUGGCAUUCCGCACCGAAGCAACUUGUACAUGGACGAACAUAGCUUCGAAGCCGACGUUCGCGACUUGGUCUACAAGAAAUUCUUUGGAGCCAAGUAUCAGGGCUCCAGGAUAAUGUGUGUUUUUGAAAAUAUGAUUUUUUUUUUAAUUUGAAAAAAAUUAAAGUCGUAUUUUGCUGUGAUGCUUGUGUUCAUAAUGUUAAGCACUUUGUUUUUUAUUGUGUAUUUUACCUUUCUUUAUUACCUAAAUUUCAGAAUGUUAUGCUGGAACCUGAACCCCCUACAACUGAUUGAACCGGCUGUCCGAGAGAAAUUCGUCUCCAAAAUCAGUCAUUUUGUGGACGAAAGAGGCCAAAACAACUUUAUGAAUCUGCGAGUUUGA
This is a messenger RNA of Bursaphelenchus okinawaensis, 2182 nucleotides long. Lineage: Eukaryota; Metazoa; Nematoda; Chromadorea; Rhabditida; Aphelenchoididae. The record is from the annotation of a GenBank genome assembly.